Tachyglossus aculeatus (Australian echidna) is the source of this 990-nucleotide messenger RNA. RefSeq names its product olfactory receptor 4Q3-like. The annotation marks the transcript as partial. Gene Ontology annotation, biological process: G protein-coupled receptor signaling pathway. NCBI's taxonomy places the organism in Eukaryota, Metazoa, Chordata, Mammalia, Monotremata, Tachyglossidae. The transcript has 2 exons. Gene Ontology annotation, cellular component: membrane. The record is from RefSeq and is a predicted model, not a curated record. Gene Ontology annotation, molecular function: G protein-coupled receptor activity; olfactory receptor activity.
CAGUGCUCUGCAUACAGUAAGCGCUCAAUAAAUACGAUUGGGGCCGAGAAGGGGGUGAACAGCUCGGCCGUGACGGAGUUCGUCCUUCUGGGUCUGCCCUCUUCUUGGGCGCCGCGGCUGCUUCUCUCCUGCCUCUUCUCGGCGGCCUUGGCGGCCAUCGUGCUGGGGAACCUCCUGAUUGUGGUGUCCGUGCGCGCUGCCCGGCGCCUCCUGCAAGCGCCCAUGUACUUCUUCCUGGCCCACCUGGCCUUCCUGGACCUAGGCCUAGGCUGCGUCACGGUGCCCAAGGUCCUGGAAGACCUCCUGCGGGGCCGAGACACCAUCUCCUUCCCGGCCUGCCUGGCCCAGGUGUGCGCCCUCCACCUGCUGGGGGCCAGCGAGAUGCUCCUGCUCACGGCCAUGGCUUACGACCGCUACGUGGCCAUAUGCCGGCCCCUGCGCUAUCUGGCCAUCAUGGACCGGCUCCUGCGCCGCCGCCUGGUAGCCGCCUGCUGGGCCGGGGGCUUCGUGCACUCGGCCACGCAGGCCGUGCUCUUGCUGCGCCUCCCGUUCUGCGGCCCCAACCGACUGGACAACUUCUACUGCGACGUCCCCCAGGUCGUCAAGCUGGCCUGCGCCGACACCGCUGUCGUGGAAGUGCUAAUGGUGGCCAACAGCGGCCUGCUGUCCCUCGCCUGCUUCGUGGUCCUGCUCGCCUCCUACGCCGUCAUCCUGGCCACGCUGAGGUCGCGCCUGCGCCACGGACGGGGUCUGGCCACCUGCGCCUCGCACCUGACCGUGGUCAGCCUGAUCUUCGGGCCGUGCGUUUUCAUCUACCUGCGGCCCUUCCGCAGCUUCCCGGCCGACAAGGUGGUCUCCGUCUUCUACACCGUAGUCACCCCGGGCCUGAACCCGCUCGUCUACACGCUGAGGAACGCCGAGGUGAAGGCGGCCACCCAAAGGCUGGGGCGGACGCUCGCUGUCUCCUGCCGCCGCCGGCCGGGAGAGUGA